Aspergillus wentii DTO 134E9 is the source of this 2237-nucleotide messenger RNA. RefSeq lists its product as uncharacterized. Gene Ontology annotation, molecular function: terpene synthase activity; magnesium ion binding. Gene Ontology annotation, biological process: diterpenoid biosynthetic process. The transcript is spliced from 4 exons. NCBI's taxonomy places the organism in Eukaryota, Fungi, Ascomycota, Eurotiomycetes, Eurotiales, Aspergillaceae. The record is from RefSeq and is a predicted model, not a curated record. Bases 40 to 2112 code for a protein of 690 amino acids.
AGUCCUUGAAUUGAUCUAUUUGUGCCAUUCACCAACAUCAUGUACGCAGAACGCUUGGAUAAGCUUCUUUCUCUCCUCCCCGUGGAAAAUGGCGACUUUGGCUUUAUGAGCUGCGCGGUGUAUGACACUGCCUGGGUCGCCAUGGUAGCCAAACCUGGUCCUCACGGCAAGACCUGGCGAUUUCCCGAAUGUUUCCGCUAUCUGCUCGACACGCAGAAAGACGAUGGGAGCUGGCCGACGUACGCAGCCUCGGUGGAUGGGAUUCUCAACACGGCCGCUGCAUUGCUUGCCCUGUUGCUGCACCAACGCCAUCCCUAUCAGUUGACCGAGUACUCACACCAAGACCUCGACCAGCGAAUCCAAUCAGCCACAAAAGCCCUCCACGCCCUUCUGCAAUCAUGGGACGUGGACACCUGCGACCAUGUGGGGUUUGAGGUACUGGUGCCGAAGAUGCUGGAGCUGCUCGCGGAGCAUGAGAUCAAAUUCACGUUUCCCGGUCAGGAUUCCCUGGCUCGGCUCCGUGAGCAGAAGCUGGCUGGGUUCAAAGCGGCGUAUUUGUACUCCCCUGCUAAGCUGACGGCCUUGCACGGUCUCGAGGCGUUUUGGGGCCAGAUCGACUAUGACCGUGUGCGGCAUCACAAAGUCGACGGAGGCUAUAUGGGGUCGCCAUCGUCGACGGCAGCUUGUCUGAUGGGAGGCUCGACUUGGGAUGAGGAGUGCGAGCAGUUUUUGCAGCGGGUGCUUGUCUCGGGCAGUGGCCAGGGCAGUGGGGGGAUGCCGAGUGCUUUUCCAUCCACCUGCUUUGAGCUUACCUGGGUGCUUACAACUCUGUUGGAAGCAGGAUUUACCGUCCAGGAUAUUGGAAAAGAACGUGCAGAGCGUUUUGCCCAUUUUCUCACAGACGCAUUAGACAAGAACAAAGGCACAUUGGGCUUUUCACCAGGAAUGGAAGCCGACGUGGACGACACAGCAAAGUCGAUCUUGACCCUGAGUCUCCUCGGCCAUCCUACCUCGCAUCAGGGUCUGCUGAGCAAGUUUGAAGCCGAGACCCAUUUUCGCACGUAUGACCGCGAGCGCAACCCGAGUUUGUCGGCCAAUUGCAAUGCUCUCGUGUGUCUCCUGGCUCAGCCGAAUGUGGCGGACUUGACGCCGCAGAUUAUCAAGAUCGCCUCGUUUCUCACCCGCACCUGGUGGUCUGAUAAUAAUCUAGAAGAUAAAUGGAACCUCUCCCAGUUCUACCCAUGCAUGCUGGUAGCGGAGGCAUUGUCGAAUCUGCUUCUCGUCUGGGGUCAGGGCUCUCUCCCGGCCUUGUCACCCGCCUUUGUGACGGAUUCGGUUCUCAUCUGUCUUCAUCAAGUUGUCAUGCGCGUUUUGAAUGCUCAGAACCCCGAUGGAUCCUGGGGGACCGAACAGUCUGACGAGGUGACGGCGUACGCCUUGCUGGCCCUCAGCAAAGCUUGUAUUAUUCCAUCAGCCACCGCACUGAAAUCCGCAAUCCAACACUCGCAGACAAUAGGAAGAGCAUUCCUUCUCACCAACCCCCGAAAGGAAGAGGGUCUGACCCGGAUUUGGAUUGAAAAGGUCACCUACGGCUCUAUCACGCUCACAGAGACCUAUGUGCUGGCGGCCUUGAAAAUGACUGAUCCAGAGUACCAGCAGAUUACCCUUCCCUCUGUGAUAGCUGAUAUAUCGCCACCCGUUGCGCUGGAGACUGUGGACGCUCUGUCUCGGCUUUGUUUCCGGUCUACUCUGUUUCCGGCAGAGCAGAUGUGGAAGUUACACGGGGCCUAUAUUGAAAGUCGCUUAUUCUCGCCCUAUCUGAGGAGAAUCGUUGAGGAGCUCGUGCCCGAGGUACAGGACGAGCAUGCUCUUCAUGCCAUUCCGUUUGCGUGGACCGCGGGUAAUUAUGCUGCUGAAUGUCCUAUGAGUACAUCCCAGUUGCGUGGGCGCAUUGCGGCUUCUGUGGUGGAACAUUUCAUGGGUCAACGAGGAGCUGUUCGUGGUGAUGGCGAGCUGAAUGAGAUCGUGUCGACGACUGUUGGGGCGUUGAAGAGGUCUGCUCCCGCUGCUCAGGAGACGAAAGGCCAGCCUGUUACCGUUGUGGAGAUUUGAAAGCCCGGUAUGACGGAGAAUGAGGCAGAUUGCUACGAAUAUUCCAUAGGUUAGGCUAUAGUAUUUGAUGCCAAUUACAAUCAUCAAAAACCAAGAAAUUCAACAAGUGUAAAGCUGCUUAUACG